UUAAACGGUGCCCACGACGCUGUAAAAGGGAGAAACCCUUCUGUGGAUGGCAACAGACACACGUCAUUCCGCUUCUCUGAGUUUCCACUGGAACUUUUACUCUCUAUAGCACGCACAAAUUCUCUAAUGAAGGUCGAUUAGCAUUAGCUACUCCGACUUUUCCGAUUCUCCUUAGUAGAGUAAAUUACAUUCAGUUGAAUUUGCAUCAUCAAACAUGCGGUCGCUGUUGCGGAGGAGCAGCGAGAUGGUACUCAAUGGUGGAAUGUCAAAGACAGGGGUUGGUGAGCUGCGGAGGAGUAUGGUGACGAGCUGUAGAGCGGUGUUGUUGCCGCGGUUCGGCGGACCCGAGGUGCUGGAGCUCCGAGACGAUGUGGAUGUUCCUAAUCUCAAGCCUAAUGAGGUCCUUGUUCGCGCUCGCGCCGUCUCCGUCAAUCCGCUUGAUACCAGAAUGCGCGCGGGCUAUGGCCGUUCAAUAUAUGAACCACUUCUUCCAGUAAUCUUAGGCCGUGAUAUUAGUGGUGAGAUUGCAGCUGUUGGAAACUCUGUCCGAUCACUCACUGUUGGGCAGGAAGUGUUUGGCGCUUUGCAUCCUACUGCAGUGAGGGGUACUUAUACUGACUAUGCCAUUCUUGCAGAAGACGAACUUACCCUGAAGCCAGAAUCAAUUUCACAUGUGGAAGCUAGCGCUAUCCCCUUUGCUGCUCUGACCGCUUGGCGCGCACUGAGAAGUACGGCAAGGAUAAAACAGGGACAAAGGGUAUUAGUGGUGGGUGGAGGAGGAGCUGUAGGCUUUUCUGCAAUUCAGCUUGCAGUUGCUGUUGGAUGUCAUGUUUCUACAACAUGUGGAGGCGAAAGUAUAGACCGCAUCUUGGCUGCUGGUGCUGAGCAGGCUGUUGACUACACCAGCGAGGAUUAUGAAGCAUCAAUAAAGGGGUAUUUUGAUGCUGUGCUGGACACGAUUGGUGUACCUGAAACAGAGAGAAUGGGCAUCAAUCUUUUGAAGAGAGGGGGGCAUUACAUGACAUUACAGGGAGAAGCUGCAUCCCUCGCUGAUAUGUAUGGACUAGCAAUUGGAAUUCCUAUUGCAACAGCGAUGUUAGCAUCGAAGCAAAUUCAAUAUCGUUUUUCACAUGGAAUAGAAUAUUCGUGGACUUACAUGAGGGCUGACGCUGAAGGUUUACAUGAAAUUCGACGGUUAUCAGAUGUUGGCAAGCUGAAAGUACCUGUGGAAAAGACAUUUCCAAUUGUGCAGGUGAGAGAGGCCCAUGAGGCCAAGGAUAAAAGGAUCAUUUCUGGUAAAGUUGUUCUAGAACUUGACUAGCUCAGACCAACAAAUCCCACUGA
Molecule: messenger RNA, 1344 nt
Organism: Sesamum indicum (sesame)
Lineage: Eukaryota; Viridiplantae; Streptophyta; Magnoliopsida; Lamiales; Pedaliaceae
Product: GroES-like zinc-binding alcohol dehydrogenase family protein
Molecular function (GO): oxidoreductase activity
Source: RefSeq, a predicted model, not a curated record